AUGUUAAUUCCUCGUUUUUCAUUAACUCAAACUUCAACACAAUUAUUAAUUACAGUUCGAUGUCCAUAUGUUAAAUUCUCAUCAUCAUCAAAUGAAGAAAAUAAUGGUAUUGAAAUUGAUUUACCUUCACCAAAUGAAUUCUAUUUUGCUUGUAAACCGUAUUAUCUUCAUUUAUAUUUACCUGGUCGUGUAAUUGAUAAAGAUGCAUCUAAUUAUAAAUAUGAUAUUGAUACAUCUUCAUUUUGUUUUACAUAUGAAAAAGAAACAAAAAAUGAACAGUUCGAAAAUCUUGAUAUGUUGACGACAUUAUUGAAUAAAAAAGCAAAAGUAUCAUCAAAUAAAAUUGAAGAAAUUGAUAACGAUUUAACAAAUGAAGAAGAAGAAGAUGAUGAGGAGGAAGAGGAUGAAGAUGAACCAUUAUGGAAUCAAAUGAGACAACUUGAAAUUGAUGAUCAACCAAAAGAAAAUUUAAUAUCUUCAUAUUCAUAUGGUUUUAAUCAUCAAUAUAAAGAUUUAUUUACAACUUUUGAUUCAGAAUAUUGUUUAAUAUUUGAUAACCAGUCACCAGAUACACUUCCAACAUCAUCAAUUCGUUCAUGCCGUUUAGAACAAGAACAAUCGGAUUUUAAUUCUGAACAUUAUCUAGCUGAUAAAUAUGAAUUAAAUGAUGAAACAAUAUUUGAUUAUAAAUUAAUUUUAGAAGAUCAAUUAGAUGAACAAGAUCGAGAUGAUUUAAAAAAUCUUAAAUAUAAACAAUUAUUCAUUGAUGAUCAAAUAUCAAUUUAUCUAGGACUUAUUGAUUUACUUUAUGCAUUUGUUUAUGAUCAACGAAUUACACAAGGUGAACCAUGUUGUGAAUCUUCAUGGAAUAUUCAUAAAUUAUCAUCAACAUUGUCAUGGUUUGAUACAUUUACUGAUCUUCCAUCUGUUCUAAUAGCAUGUUGUCGUCGAACUUUAAUCUAUCCACUUAUUCGUUCAUUUAAACUUGCAAAAAAAUGUUUACUUGAUGUUAUAGAAAUAUUUUCAAUGGGAAAAUCUACAAUACUUCAAUGUUUACUUCAAAUGAGACGUUUAUUUUUGGAUGAAGAACAUCGAUAUUUAUUAAAUACACUUUAUUUAAAUGAUUAUUGUUUAUGGAUACAAACAGAAUGUCAAACAAAAUGGUUAAAUUCAUUAGUAGAAGCUAUGAAACAUACUAUUGAAUAUGAACUUGAUGAAAAUAAUCUAGAAUUAAAUUUUGAAGAAAAAACUUUUUCUUGGAAAGUGACUUUACAUGAAAUUAGUGAUACUGAUGAUGACGAUGAUUGUUCAUCAUCAUCAUCAGAUAAAAAGAAUUGUUAA
Molecule: messenger RNA, 1341 nt
Organism: Adineta steineri
Lineage: Eukaryota; Metazoa; Rotifera; Eurotatoria; Adinetida; Adinetidae
Source: the annotation of a GenBank genome assembly